This is a messenger RNA of Mytilus californianus (California mussel), 4108 nucleotides long. RefSeq names its product leucine-rich repeat and fibronectin type III domain-containing protein 1-like protein. Gene Ontology annotation, molecular function: protein binding. NCBI's taxonomy places the organism in Eukaryota, Metazoa, Mollusca, Bivalvia, Mytilida, Mytilidae. The coding region runs from base 262 to 1857 and encodes 531 amino acids. The record is from RefSeq and is a predicted model, not a curated record. The transcript has a single exon.
UGUUUACAAUGUUCAUAUCUUAUAUAAUUUAAGCAGGUCUGAUAAUCCUGAUAAAAAUAUUCAAGGGAAAGUAGUAUCUGAUUGAAAUAACGUUAUCCAAGAGCAUUCGACUGUGCAGUUAUAAAUACCCCGACAGAGGUCGCUGUUUUAAUCUAUACAUAACACAGAGAAACAUUAACGAUGAAGGAUGCACGUUCUCGUUGGAGAUUUACUUGGAAUAUUAUUAAAUAGAAAUGAAAUUAACUUCAAUUUGGGUCAACAAUGUUUCAUAACAUAAAUGUGAAAGUUUAUGAAACAAUUUUAGAACUUCUUUUAAUAUUUUUGGGAUGUAGCAGAUUAGUUUCCUCGGCUUGUCCGGGGAUUUGUUUUUGUCCACCGUUGAGUGACAAUGUUUUUUGUUCGAGAAAAAAUCUCCCGUUUAUUCCAAGCGGAGUGUCCCCGGAUACUGUGCAACUUAACAUGAACGAGAACAAUUUUCUAACACCUAUCUUAUUCAGGAGUAACUUUUCUACAUACACAAAAUUAGAGCAUCUUUACAUCAGUAGUUGUGGAAUAGAAAGAAUAGAAGUGGAUACAUUCGCAGACUUGACCAAACUACAAUGGCUGGAUUUAAGUAAAAAUCGUCUUAAAGUCAUUCAAGAUUACUCGUUCCGCGGCCUAACACUGGAACAUUUAUUUCUCAAUGAUAAUCCAGGAAUGCGAAUAUCGAAAAACGCAUUUGUUGGAUUACGGACUAUGGGAUUAUAUAUUCACAACUGUGCAAUUUCUCAACUAUCACUUGAAGUUAUUAGACCAAUGAACAGGACAUUAAAAUACUUAUGGUUGGACGGAAAUAAGUUUGAGAGUUUUCAAAUAGAUUGGUUGUAUGUUUUUAGAACAUUAAGCCAUACAAGACUUGCUGGGAAUCCACUUCAUUGUAAUUGUGAGGUAGGUUGGUUAUUUGAAUUUUACAAGAACAAUUUAAAAAUGUUCACUGGAGUAGAUCCUCCAUCCUGUCGCACUCCAUCAAGACUCAGAGCCAAAAAUUUUAAUGAGCUAUCCGCUGAGGAUUUCCGUUGUCAAUUACCAGUUUUCAAAAAGGUUGAUGCCAUUUUUGAGGAGCAAGUAGGGAAACUGAACUGUGUAGCUACAGGAGAUCCAGUCCCAACAAUACAGUGGCUGAAACCAGGAAACGGAGUAGAAACUUUCAAACCAAAGGCUAAGGCAGAUUCUAAUGACAAUUACGGAAUUUUGUACUUAUCCGAUCCCCAGGCAACCGAAGAUUUGGUGUACAAAUGUGUUGCUAGCAAUCCGGCGGGGAAUGUAACAUUCUCCCUUAAUGUCGUAUGGCCGCCGAAAUAUUCCAGAGACCAAUUUAUAAUAAAUACACCAAAACCUACACCCCCACCGACUUUACCACCGACAAAAGCAAUUCUGAUUCCUGACCCCGAAACACUAGAAAAAGACAAAUCAAAAGAUAAGGAAAAAUUAGACAAAAUUUCAAAAUCAAACAAUGAAAAAUCAGACAUUCUGGAAAAAUCAGACAAACAGAUAAGCCCUGGAAUUGAGACGCCAAAGAACACAGAAAAUUCAAAAGAUGAUGCUUAUGUUAUCAACGCUAGCAAAUCUGGAAUGAGCAUGAAAAGAGAAACAACUAUUGAUGGUGGAUUUUCAUUAACUGACAUUAUUGGUGCAGUCGUUGGAACAUUCUUAUUGACAUUACUUGCGUGUAUCGCCAUAUUCCACGUCGUCAAUCGUCGAUAUAAUCAUAGUCUUAUGUACAAAUCUCAAAAUGGAUUACAGGAAAAACAGACUAACAAUCAUAUAAUUGUUGACGCACGAACAGAGCAUAUGAAAAUGUUACAAAAUAAUAUCUGAACAGGAAAAAGAAAUUCGGUACUAAAUCCUCAGGGAAAAUGUGUUUCUGUUGAAAGGUGCUUUAACGGAGUAAUAUAGGAGGUGCAAAAUUCUAGUCAGGAUAAAGCACAUAUAUACAAAAUAUAUAAGGCCGAACAUUUAUCAAACUAAUAAAUUUAUUGUGGAGGAUUAUUAAUUUACGGCACUCAUACUGUCAUAUCUUAAGUUUAACAACCGGCCAUAAGGGUAAAUGAAUGUCAGUUUUACUUAAAUUGGCCAUAAACAUUGAUUGAUGACCGGAACGUGCCCUAACAUACUUACAUGCUUCUUAAACGUACAUGUAUAUAACUGUGUAUUUAUUUAGUUAAUUAAGAAUGUACACUAUGGAACUAUUACUCUAGUCGUCUGGUUAACAUUGUUUAUAUACGUUAGAGAAUAAUUUUGUGUAUACGAACUACUUCGAAUUUGGGAGACAUAUCUAUUCUCAUAAUUAACGCAACAAAUUUUCUCACGUUACAUUUUUCUAUCCUAAAUGAUGAUAAGUGGACGGAAAUAUAAUAAUGGCUAUUUUCAUUUAACUGUUAUAACCUUUUUCUCCAUUUUAUUUCUGGUUUCCUAAAUAAGUUUUCCAGAAAAAUCAAUAGUAUAAUAUGUUAAUGGCUGCUUAUUUGAUUGUUUUCCGCGGAUUUAUGCGAAGUUAAUAGUUUUAUCGUCAAGAGAAUCUCUACAUCCCGCUAGCUCUGCUCAUUUGUUACUAGCUAAUCGUACAGUUCUACUCUAAUGCUCUGUAAACACGCUUCCAACAUUAUUUUGAUUCAAAUGCAUCUGUCGAAACACUAUUUGGUGUAAAGUGUCAAAAACAGAACAGAAUGGUAUUGUUCUUGAAGAAAAUCACUUCAUCGAUUUCCACUCUUUAGAUAAUUGUAAAAGACGUAAAAUUAAAAUAGUGGCCAAUCACUUCCAUAGUCUUAUAACUAUAUCAAAUGCUCCAACGUAUUCGUAAAUUGCUUUUCUCCGCUUUAACAUUUUACCCCAAGGGAAUAUUCUCUUUUUUCUUCACUGCAUAUACAAAAAAUGUUAUCGAUUAAGACAUAUCUGUAUGACAGAAUAUUUUCUUUUACCAUCUUGUAGCCUUGAUUGAAAUCAUUCCUGGUCUUAUUAUAGUCGAGCCGACUACAAGUCUGCUAAACAAAUGUUGACUUUGAGGGGAAACAAGUUUAUCAACACUAUAUGAACCAACAAAACAAGUUAUUGAGAUAAAUAUCUGGUAAUAAAAGGUCAAUCUGAAGGCUAAUGUUGUUUUUAUCACUUGUUUAAAAAGGUAUUUUUAUUUCACUUUUCACAUUGUACAUGUCCAUUCAGUCGGGUCAAAUAAGUUUAAAUCAAGAUUUUUUUCUCCCGGGUAGACCUUAAUUGUUUAACACUCAAGGAGAAAUGACAAUAGUUUAUUGUUAACAGAGAAGGAAAAUAAAUUUUUACUUUUAACAUAAUUUUUUUUAUUAUGAACAUUAAAUUUCCACAUAUUCAACUGUUAUAUGAGAUAGAGCUAUAUUGGGCCUUGUUAUAUCUAAUGGACCAUACAUUUUAAAAAGAUGGUUCAAUAUAAUAUUCGAUGAAUCCGAAACUAAAGUUAAUUCAUAUGUAUCCUUACAUCAUUUUAAUUAAAGUGUAAUUUACAGUAUGUUUGUAAUAUAAUAGUUUAAUAUGUUUUAGCUAUUGUAUAAAAUGUGGUACUCGUACAUUUAGGAAUAUGAUAAGAUUUUUUCAAUUAAGAAUAAUUUUAGUGUAAACUUUUUAUUGUUUUUUUAUUUGUUUGUGACUGCAAAUUACACAUGAAAGCGCUACACUUGUAUAAAUCAAGAUGAAUAAAAAGAUGUUAUUCGAAACAACACUUCUUGUAAAAUAUCCAUCAAAAGUAUUUGUUUGAUGAGAAAUGUAUACGUUUCACACAUGAUAGGGCUGCAUGUAAGAUAAAAAGAGAGUUCGUGAUAGAAUGAAAGGUGAUGCAAGGGUGAAUGCACAUGGAGAGGUUCACUUGAUUAUUAAUGUUAGUGGGUAUGGAACGUUUGAAAGGCUUUAGAUAGUGUGUGUGAUCGGGGGACAUAUUCCCACGUGUUGUUAGAUGAUUAUUUUAUAUUGUGAAAUGAAACUUCAUAUUCUAUACACGUAUUUAGUUUUAUGCUGAAAGGAAUUUAUAUACAAAGUUAUUCUAUUUAUUUCACAAUUCAGCAUAAAACAAGCUAUGUGAUAAAUAAAUGAUCUUUAAAUGACA